This is a messenger RNA of Acipenser ruthenus (sterlet), 2460 nucleotides long. RefSeq names its product CCR4-NOT transcription complex subunit 9 (gene cnot9). Gene Ontology annotation, biological process: mRNA catabolic process; negative regulation of translation. The coding region runs from base 169 to 1062 and encodes 297 amino acids. NCBI's taxonomy places the organism in Eukaryota, Metazoa, Chordata, Actinopteri, Acipenseriformes, Acipenseridae. Gene Ontology annotation, cellular component: CCR4-NOT complex; P-body; CCR4-NOT core complex. The transcript is spliced from 8 exons. The record is from RefSeq and is a predicted model, not a curated record.
GCGUAAGCAUCGGGUGAAAGUUCAGAGGUUACCCUUCCGGCGCUCGUCUCGACGCUUAUCCCUUCUGUUUAGAAAACAGAGCCUCUGUCACUAAUAUACAAUUAAAUUAAACCGAGUUAAAACAGGGACCUAACAGCCUCCGGAGACCACAUCCAAGCGCUACAGAGAAUGCUGGCUACAGGGGCGGCUGUAACCACAGCACUGGCGCAGGUGGACCGGGAGAAGAUAUACCAGUGGAUAAACGAAUUGUCAAGCCCAGAGACCCGUGAGAAUGCUCUUCUGGAGCUCAGCAAGAAGCGGGAAUCUGUUCCGGACCUGGCACCCAUGCUCUGGCAUUCCUGUGGCACCAUUGCUGCUCUUCUACAGGAAAUUGUAAAUAUAUAUCCUUCCAUAAACCCACCAACGUUAACGGCACACCAGUCUAACAGAGUGUGCAAUGCCCUGGCACUUCUGCAGUGUGUAGCUUCACAUCCAGAAACAAGGUCUGCAUUUCUCGCUGCUCACAUCCCACUCUUUCUCUACCCCUUUCUGCACACCGUCAGUAAAACACGCCCCUUCGAGUACCUGCGCCUCACCAGUCUUGGAGUCAUAGGAGCUCUAGUGAAGACAGAUGAGCAAGAAGUGAUAAACUUUUUACUAACCACAGAGAUCAUUCCCCUCUGCCUGCGUAUCAUGGAGUCCGGCAGUGAGCUUUCCAAAACAGUUGCUACUUUCAUACUUCAGAAAAUUCUCUUGGAUGACACAGGGCUGGCAUAUAUCUGUCAAACCUAUGAGCGCUUUUCCCAUGUUGCUAUGAUACUGGGGAAGAUGGUCCUGCAACUAUCAAAAGAACCCUCUGCUCGCCUCCUGAAACAUGUUGUCCGCUGUUAUCUCCGCCUCUCUGACAAUCCUAGGGCACGUGAAGCCCUCAGGCAGUGCCUGCCUGACCAGCUCAAGGACACAACCUUCGCUCAGGUCCUGAAGGAUGACACCACCACCAAGCGCUGGCUGGCUCAGCUGGUGAAGAAUCUGCAGGAGGGGCAGGUGACAGACCCCCGGGGGAUCCCUCUUCCUACCCAGUAAACCCAGAUCAGACAGACAGCUGGAGGAGAGGGGAGGGGCAGGGGGUGGGGGGUGGGGAGGGGCGGAGUUCAAUACAUUGCUCAUAGGAAGCUCAACAGUAGCCAGUUUGCUUAAGGUGAUCCAAUCAGUUCCUUGGGAUUAGUUGACCUGUGUGAGUGGUCGUGUUACAUGCGCAGCAGGGGCGCUCUGCAGCUUACAAGUCUCAACAGUUUCACAGACUUCUGGACUCGCAGGGCAACUACAUUAUAACGUUCUAGAACCUUUGGUUUGGAGAUAACCGAGUAGGUGUUCAUAGCUGGGUCAGCUUUUUACUAAGAUGUGGAUGGCACAGACCAACAAACUUACCACUGAUCUUCAGUGAACCCUCUGUGCUCCAGGCCAGCGUCCCAAAUACUGAGCUACUUCCCGUAGCUAUGCUGACUUGUGUAUCAAUACCUGAAUACCUGCACAAUGUAAUGUAAAGGAGAUGGAUACUGUACUGUAAUCUACUUUAUGUGCUAUACACCUAGAAAAUGCAAUAAUCCAGUAAUCCUAGUGGAACUCAGUUUUUGAAAUGUGUUUUUUGGAAUGUUGAUCAUUAAACACAGGAUUUCAAUAACAACCAGUGAUCGCCUUAAAUACAGAUGUAAUCCAUUUGUUUAACUGUUCAAGCAUUUGUAUAUUUACCAGAAGUUUUGGCUAUUCAACUACUACUCGGUCACAACAUUUAUGUGUCCAUUUAGAUUAUGCAGUUUAUCAUUUGUUUCAGUAAAAAUAAAUGCAUAUGAGACCCCCACUUUGCCAAUACAUCCAUACUCUGUUCCAACAAGUGCGGAAAUCUUGAUUUUAUUUUAUUUUUUUCCUGUUAAUUUUGAACUGAGCUGAGUUUGGCCAAACCAGAACUAUCCAGAGCAUCCAGAUUCAUCUGUUCUAGACAGAACCAUGUGCUCUAAAUGAAAUACGUCAAACCUGCAUUCUUUGAAACCUAUUUUUGAUGUAGUAGGUACAAAAAGGCACAAUUGGAUGUAGACUGAUGUCAAAAUGUGUGUGUGCAUGUGUUUUUUGGGGGGUUUUCUUUGCACACACAAUCAUUGAGUUCUUGUCCCUCUUGCAGGGUGGAGUUUAAACAGUGUUCUAGUCUGCAGUGUUGGUUCAGGAUGUCUAAACAAGAAGCGGCUCUUCAGAUAUUUUUAACCCUGCAGCAAGGUUGUCGUCCAUUUUCACAAAAAAAAGCAAGUAAACCAAGUUUGUGUGUGUUUUUUUACACAACAUAGGACUGUUGUGUUGAAAAUAAAAAGACGAUAUACUUGGUAGUAUUCUUGCAUUCCAAGAGCAGCAUUUCCUGUACUGUAAAUCUGUUGUGAUCACACCUUUCCAUUUUUGGAUGAUAUCUUGAACUAUUAAAACUGUUUACAAGUG